Nyctereutes procyonoides (raccoon dog) is the source of this 1344-nucleotide messenger RNA. It is a transcript of the gene GALNTL5, whose product is annotated as polypeptide N-acetylgalactosaminyltransferase like 5. Gene Ontology annotation, biological process: spermatid development. Gene Ontology annotation, cellular component: Golgi apparatus. The coding region runs from base 1 to 1344 and encodes 447 amino acids. The transcript has 8 exons. NCBI's taxonomy places the organism in Eukaryota, Metazoa, Chordata, Mammalia, Carnivora, Canidae. The record is from RefSeq and is a predicted model, not a curated record.
AUGAGAGGUGUCACAGUUCAAUAUUUAUUCUAUGCAUCCUUGAUAUUUGGGAUCUGGACAACUCUGUCAUAUAUAUAUAUUUACCAUAAUCAUGUGAGCAACUUGGAGACGAAAACCCAGGAGGCUGAAUUAAUUUGGUCCCUUGGAAAAAAAUUGCAACAGCAAAUUACCCACAGACCCCAGCAAAUCCCAAGACUGCGUAUGAGAUUUGAAAAGCCUGAUGAAGAUGAAACUGCAGGAAAAUUACUUUUUAAAUUGGGUAAGGAUUUUAACUAUUCAAACCCAGAAUUUAUUGAUGGACUUUUAAAAUAUGGAUUUAAUACCAUUCUCAGUAAAAGCUUGGGCAGUGACAGCGAGGUGCCAGAUACCAGGAAUAAAAUGUGUCUUCAAAAACGUUACCCAGCCAAGCUACCGACCGCCAGCGUGAUCAUUUGCUUCCACAAUGAGGAAUUUAAUGCCUUAUUUCGGACCCUGUCCAGUGUCGGAAACCUCACUCCACACUACCUCCUUGAAGAAAUUAUUUUGGUGGAUGACAUGAGCGACUUCGAUGAUUUGAAAGAAAAACUAGACCAUCACCUGGAAAUUUUUCGGGGAAAGAUUAAAGUAAUAAGAAACAAAAAGAGAGAAGGACUGGUCCGAUCAAGGCUGAUUGGAGCCUCUCGUGCUUCAGGGGAUGUUCUGGUGUUCCUGGAUAGCCACUGCGAGGUGAAUACUGCAUGGCUGCAGCCCUUGCUGCAUGCCAUUGCCAAGGACUCCAAAAUGGUGGUGUGUCCUCUGAUAGAUGUCAUUGACUAUAUGACCCUUGAAUACCAGUCUUCUCCUGUUGUAAGGGGUGCUUUCAACUGGCAUCUAGAUUUUAAGUGGGAUAGUGUUUAUUCUUAUGAGAUGGAUGGACCAGAAGGACCCACUAGACCCAUCCGGUCACCUGCAAUGGCUGGAGGAAUUUUUGCUAUAAACAGGCAUUAUUUUAAUGAGAUUGGACAAUACGACAAAGGCAUGGAUCUCUGGGGAGCAGAAAAUUUGGAACUUUCACUGAGGAUCUGGAUGUGCGGAGGCCAACUCUUUAUAAUCCCCUGCUCCCGAGUGGGACACAUCAGUAAGCAGCGCUUUUCAAACCAACCUGAGCUUGUAAAAGCCUUGACAUAUAAUAAUCUCAGAUUGGUGCACGUCUGGCUGGAUGAAUACAAGGAGCAGUUUUUUUUACAACAGCCUGGUCUAAAAUCUGUUGCCUAUGGAAACAUUAGUGAGCGUGUUGAACUAAGGAAACGAUUGGGUUGCAAAUCAUUUCAGUGGUAUCUGGAUAAUGUCUUCCCAGAAUUGGAGACAUCUAAGGGCAGCCUAUGA